UCUCCGGUCCUUGUUAGUGGCGCCAUGGGUCACCAGCAGCUCUACUGCAGUCACCCUCGCAAAUUUGGCCAGGGGUCUCGGUCAUGCCAUGUCUGUUCGGACCGGCAUGGCCUGAUCCACAAGUAUGGCCUGAACGUGUGCCGUCAGUGCUUCCGGCAGUAUGCAAAAGACAUCAGCUUCAUCAAGUUGGACUAA
Trichosurus vulpecula (common brushtail) is the source of this 195-nucleotide messenger RNA. Its product is annotated as 40S ribosomal protein S29-like. The transcript has a single exon. Lineage: Eukaryota; Metazoa; Chordata; Mammalia; Diprotodontia; Phalangeridae. Gene Ontology annotation, biological process: translation. The record is from RefSeq and is a predicted model, not a curated record. Gene Ontology annotation, molecular function: structural constituent of ribosome; zinc ion binding. Bases 25 to 195 code for a protein of 56 amino acids. Gene Ontology annotation, cellular component: cytosolic small ribosomal subunit; ribosome.